Molecule: messenger RNA, 863 nt
Organism: Leptonychotes weddellii (Weddell seal)
Lineage: Eukaryota; Metazoa; Chordata; Mammalia; Carnivora; Phocidae
Source: RefSeq, a predicted model, not a curated record
GGUUAUUAAAGUCUCUGUGCUUCACCAGUCUUUCCUUCCUGUUGCUGCACAUCAUUUUCCACAUCACGUUGGCUAGCCUGGAAGCUCAACACCGUAUUGGACCUAGUUACAACUGCUCCACAUGGGAAAAGACAUUUCGGCAGAUUGGCUUUGAAAGCUUAAAGGGAGCUGAUGCUGGCAAUGGGAUCAGAGUGUUCGUGCCUGAUAUCGGGAUGUUCAUUGCUAGUCUGACCAUCUGGCUCGUCUGCAGAAACAUUGUUCAGAAACCAGUGACAGAAGAAGCAGCACAGUAUAACUCGGAGUUUGAAAAUGAAGAAUUGGCUGGAGGAGAAAAAAUAGAUCCAGAAGAGGCACUGAUCUACGAAGAGGAUUUAGAUGAAGGGGACGGUGUUGAAGGCGAGGUGGAAGAGAGCACAAAAUUAAAAAUGUUCCGCAGACUCGCCUCUGUGGCCUCCAAGCUUAAGGAGUUUAUCGGCAACAUGAUCACCACCGCGGGAAAGGUCGUGGUGACGAUUUUACUCGGUUCGUCAGGUAUGAUGUUGCCAUCUUUGACCUCAUCUGUGUACUUCUUUGUAUUUUUGGGUCUGUGCACCUGGUGGUCCUGGUGCCGCACGUUCGAUCCGUUGCUGUUCAGCUGUCUCUGUGUUCUGCUGGCUAUUUUCACUGCGGGGCACUUGAUUGGACUUUAUUUAUACCAGUUCCAAUUCUUUCAAGAAGCCGUUCCACCCAAUGACUACUAUGCGAGAAUGACAACGUAUAACCUCAUUGAUUAUUCGCCAAUGGCAGAGGGAAAAUCAAACCUUUGUAAUGGUGAUCAACACUGCAACCAGUUGAUCAAACUAGUACUACCCAAAGUGGGAUAG